Messenger RNA from Atta colombica, 1799 nucleotides. RefSeq lists its product as uncharacterized. Bases 540 to 1505 code for a protein of 321 amino acids. The record is from RefSeq and is a predicted model, not a curated record. The transcript has 2 exons. NCBI's taxonomy places the organism in Eukaryota, Metazoa, Arthropoda, Insecta, Hymenoptera, Formicidae.
AACAAUUGCAUGAACAGCUGGGCAUAUACCGGUAUGUUCUUCGAAGUUGCACUAUUUUUGAUCUGCACUUGAAUAAAUAUUGCUAUUAGAUAUUGAAAAAAAAGAUGAUAGAUGAAGAUUACUGUGCUAAUGAAAAUCAAUCUCCGAUUUGUCUUUGUCACUUAUUUUUUUCAAAGUUUAUUCGAAAAAAGAAAAAGGCCUAUUUUAGAAAUUAUUUCGCACUGAUCGCCUUUUAUUAAUUCUAGGACACCCUGUAUGCUAUAACUUAAAAGAGAGAGACAAAUAGACGGGAGGGAGAGAAGGGAAACAGCGAAAGUGCAACCAAAACGAAGAGAAGAGAGGCUCGCGGUACGUGCGAUGUGCGACAGUUUGCGGCAGCCAUCAGCGGUUAUGGACUGAUCAUCGAUCGCUCUCGCGGUAUUGCGGGUAGCGCUCCGUUUCUUUUUUCGUUCUCCCUUAUUUUAAGUUGCAUCCAGGAGUAUUUUGCUCCGUCGGAGCAAAAUCCAAGUUUUCGUGCACACCGGGAUCCGCGACGCGAUAUGGCCGCGUUUGAUCUUCCAUGCUCUUCGCCGUUUGUAUUGGCGGUCACGUUAUUCGUCGCAACGCUAACCUCGUCUAUCAACGCCACAAUAGCUGGCACGUCCUUGGAACCGUCGAUACCCGAUUCUCUUGGUUUUCUGACCGAACCACUGUCGUCGACGGUCGAGUCUCCCAAUACAACGGGUGACAAGAAAGCAUUGGUGCAGUAUUCUAGUGUAGCAGAAGGAGGGCCUAUAAUAACGCUUCAACGUGGAAGCACUACAACAGAAUCCAACAAACUUGACGAAGCUACAGCAAGAGAGAGUGCGCCUAAGAGACAUGCUACUCCUUCCGUGGUUGCAAGAAAAGGAGUUGAUAAAAAAAUAAAACCGAGGAAGGGAGUUACAGAAAUUCCAGAGAUAAUAUCUACGAAAGAUAUAGAUCAGAAUAUAGAUCCAGAGAAGAAAAAUGUAUUAUUUAAUCAGACCACUUUUGAAAAUAUGAAAUUACCUAUAAUGAAAAGUAGUCCUGCGAUAGAAACAGCUCAUAUCAAAUUUGAAACUUCCAAUAUUAGUCUCCCGAAAUUAAAUACCACUCCACACUCUUAUGAUAGCUUAAAUCACCGUAUAAACUCCAAUUACUCUAAUAUAAGUAUACCAGCAAAUGGAACUGCAGCUCAUCUAGACAUAAAUAAUACAACGAAAACAUCUUUGCAUGUUGAAAAGCAUAUACCGAAGCCUAAACCAACGGUAACGACUGUUGAUGGACCAGAAAUUAAUGAAUCUAUACCACUCCUACGAACAAAAAAUCCUCCAUUAGGCAUGCCAAGAAAAAUCGAUUACAUUGUGCCAGUCAUUAUAACAAUUGUCGCUUUACCGAUAUUGGGUGCUGCGAUUUUCGUAUUAUAUAGGCGCGGUCGAGAUUGCUGGGAUAAGAGGCACUAUCGAAGAAUGGAUUUUUUGAUCGACGGAAUGUACAAUGACUGAUACUCGUAUGAGAAGAAGUUUGUUCCAUGAGAUUAAAUACACGUUAUGCAAGAAGCAAUCAAUUUCCGCGUUCUUCCAUUUGCAAAUGCAAAUUUUAUAUACGUUCUUUAAAAUAGCUAAUUAACGAUCCGCAUUGAUUUCUUCUUCCAUAACGAUAUAAAUGUCCAAAUGACAACGAUACCUACGAUAUCAUUAGAAUAUAUCAAAGAUUUUGAUACUUUUAUAAACGUAUUGAACGAUAUAUUAUGUUAAUUGUAAUAUCAUAAUAAUCUAGGCUCACUAUAUAUUGAUAUC